This is a messenger RNA of Pelmatolapia mariae (spotted tilapia), 7798 nucleotides long. RefSeq names its product glutamate receptor, ionotropic, delta 2 (Grid2) interacting protein, b (gene grid2ipb). Bases 353 to 4720 code for a protein of 1455 amino acids. The record is from RefSeq and is a predicted model, not a curated record. Gene Ontology annotation, molecular function: protein binding. The transcript is spliced from 26 exons. Lineage: Eukaryota; Metazoa; Chordata; Actinopteri; Cichliformes; Cichlidae.
UGGAAUUCAACCUCUUACCUGUUCAUCCAUGCAGCCAGUGGUGUGCUCUGUCACGUUAUUGCUUUUCCAUUCAAUUACUGUUUGACAGGAGAGACAUGCAUGUGCUCUGAGUGCAAAAAAUAGCAAGAGGAACUUCUGUCUCCUGAGCUAAUUAAGGUCACAAUCUUUCAAUGCUUUAAUUUGAUUGGCUGUGAAAGAGUUUACGAACCAGGUCAGGGACUGCUGAGUGUGUCAUGGUUCAGCAUAGAGGGUUACAGAGCCACACUUGAUGUACAGCUAAAGACAGGGAAGGAGACAGAGAACAAACUGAAUCUCUUUAAAAGAAAAGACUGUAUCAUAGAGUUUUCUUGCGAUGUCGCUGAACUUGAAUGCACUGGCUACAGUGGUCCUCAGCAUGCCGACUUCCAACCAGGGCUGGCCUGAGGAUUUUGGCUUCCACCUUGGUGGGGCUGGACCUAGCUACAUCUUGUCAGUGGAGGAAGGCAGCAGUGCCCACCUGGCAGGGUUGCAGGCGGGGGAUCAGGUCCUGGAGAUCGAAGGCCACAAUGUGUCAACGCUAGGUCCUCAAGCUGUCAUCGCCAUCGCCCAAACUCAGAAGAACAUCCCUCCCAGCAUUGGAGUGGUGUCCCGCAUACAGCAGAUGGACAUCACGCCAGGUCCAGAUGGUCGUUUUGGGUUUACCAUUGUGGGAGACUGCCCCCUACUGGUGGAGGACUGCUCUCCUUGUUCUCCAGCUGGCCGUGCAGGCCUGAGGGCUGGGGAUUAUGUCAUGGAAGUGAACGGUAUCCCAGUCAGGCAGCACGAGAUGGCUGCGGCACUAAUCAAGGCAUCCCAGGGGAGGACACUCCGCCUGGGAGUGCUGUGCCUUGGGUCAAGGCACAAACGGAGCAUCAGCAUAGAGGACAGUCAGAUGGGUGGAGAGGGGGCGAGACUGGACCGCAAACACAAGGCUCUGGAGUUCAACAGGAAGGUCGACCAGAUUUUAGGUGAUGAUCCCGAAGUGAAAGAGAGACUCUUUGCUGUGCUGAAGCAGUACGCCGCAGAGAAGAAAGUUGAGUGGUUAGCUUCUGUCCUGCCGGACAUACUCACCACUGACGAACAUCGACAGCUCAUCUCCAGCAUCAGAAUCUUCAUUCCCAAGAAGCACCGGCAGCGCUUCGACGACACCGUCUCCCAGAACGUGAUCAACCGACUCUGCCGCAGCAAGAGCAUCAGCGAGCCGCAUGGCAGAAUCCGUCGCAGUCGGAGCGAGGAUCACUCCGACCGCCACCGCGGGUCCAAACGGGCCAGCUCAGUGCCAAGGGAUGGAGGAGAACCCGGAGGGAGGGGAGAAGCGGAGCGAGACAGGGGCUUAAGGAAGUCCGUCUCAGGGAUACCCGUGCAUCCCCCCAUUGGACCCAAUCAGAGGAUCGUCCGUGUCUACAGGGGGAAGAAGAACUUUGGCUUCACGCUGCGGGGUCACGCUCCCGUCUGCAUCGACUCCGUCAUCCCAGAUAGUCCUGCCGAGGAAUGUGGACUGAAACCAGGCGACCGUAUCCUCUUUCUCAACGGACUGGACAUGAGGAACUGCUCCCAUGAGAAGGUGGUGUCUAUGCUGCAGGGCAGCGGGGCAGUGCCCACUCUCGUGGUGGAGGAGGGUCCAUCUGACUUUUCUUCAGACCAAACAGAUGCAGAUGAAUCCUCUAGUCUGGCCCCCACCACAUUGCCACGCUCUAGGUCUCCUGGUCUCAGUUCUCUGCAGUGGGUUGCAGAGAUUCUUCCACCGAGCAUCAAAGUCCACGGGCGGACUUUCAGCCAGCAGCUGGAGCACCUGCUGACCAUCCAGGAGAGAUACAGUGUCUGCAAAGCUUUAGAGACGUUCUUCCAGCACAGGAACGUGGACACCCUGAUCGUGGACGUGUUUCCAGUGUUGGACACUCCAGCCAAGCAGCUGAUCUGGAAGUUCAUCUACCAGCUGCUGACCUACGACGAACAGGAGCGCUGCCAGGGCAAGCUGUCUCGUUUCCUUGGCUACAAGAGCAACGCAUUAUUAGAGCCUGACAACGGUCCUGAGCACCACCGGCGCAGCAGCUCCAUGCGGGUGACGGGGUCGUCGUACCGCAACAACGUCCGAGAGAGGAGCUCCGAUGACUGCAUCAUCGGGACUCACCUAGGAAUGGGAAUUCAUAUCGAUGAAUCCGGGAGCCCGGAGGAGAGGCAGUCAGGAGAUGGAACCUCCUUCCCCGAGUCCCCUGACCUCAAUCAUAUGACAGGUGUGUAUACGGAGCUGGAGAACGUGUACGCAGGAAAGAAUGUGCCUCCACUGCAGUGCGGCUCCUCACCAGAGCCCGAGAGCCCUCUCUCUCCCCUCACACUCCCCACCCUCACAGGUAAUCGUAAAUCUGGCCUGUCCCUGUCUUGGAAGGAGCCUCUUCCCACUCCCGUGUAUGAAAUCCACCAUCAAAGCAGCAUAGACUCCAACCCUUAUGUCAGUCUGGAGAGCCCCCCGGCCUCCCCUCAUCACUCAGACAGCGGCCACAACGUGCUGACCCACCGCAAAAAACUGUUCACCUUCUCCCGGCCGCCACGCAGCCGAGACACAGACAAGUUCCUGGACUCCCUGAGCGAGCAGCUGGGCCACCGGGUCACUCUGGUGGAUGACUUCGUGCCCGGGGAGAAUGACUACGAGGAGAUAUAUCAAGGUGGUUGUCAUGGUUUCAGAAGAAGAGUUGUGCCUAUGAGCUUCCAGGAGGACCAGGAAAUCGGCUUCAUGCCCCGGCAGCUCAGCAGCGGCAGCAGUGAGGAUCACAGCAGCAGCGACGAGGCCUCCUCUCCCUGCUACUCCUCUGGAUCCGAACCGAUCCCACCACCUCCCACCCAAAGCCCCCCGCCUCCUCCACCCUUGCAGGCUCUCAUACCCCCUCCCAUUCCGUUUACCGACCCUCUCCCACCAGUGCGCUUCUCGCCCGAGCACGUGCCCCGCAGCCGGAUGCCCUUCCAACCGCACCACCCCAUCAUCCCUCCUCCUCCACCCCCUCCGAGGACCAUCCUGUCCAGCCGCUCUCCCCUACACAAAAAGCACCCGAGCAGAGACGAAAAUGAGAAGACUCUCCAGCGCUUCCAACCCACCACCCGCCUCGGCCACACAACCCUGACCUCCACCAAAACCUUGCGCUCCCGCCCCACCUACCUCCCACGACAGUUCAGCCAGCCUCAGCCUAUCCGCCAGCCCUCCCCGCAGCCCUCCCCGCAGCUGCUGAGGCCGAGCCAGCUCGUCCUGCAGAGGCACCACCAGCUCCACCACCAACACAGCUACCAGGGCCCGCUGCCGCCGUCCCUCCAGGAGCACAGCCCAUCCCAAUGUCAGAGCCAGGGCCACGCAGGCUCCUCGCUGCUCUCGCAGCCUCCAACCUCUCACUCCACCCUCCCCAGUCACAUGAAGACCUUGGAAACCACAAGGCAGGAACACCACACAUCCAAACAGGCUCCACCACCACCUCCUCCACCAUUGCCUCCUCCUUGUGACCCACCUCCGCUGCCCAAGCCGGGCCAGCAAGCCUCAGACGCUAACCACAUGAGUGUAAAGAGGCUCCGCUGGGAGCAGGUGGAGAACUCUGAGGGAACAAUAUGGGGUCAGCUCGGGGAGGAUUCGGAGUAUGACAAGCUCACCGACAUGGUGAAGCACUUAGACCUGGACCUGCACUUUGGGACUCAACGCAGAUCCAUCUCUCCUCCAGAGCCAGCCUUCCAGCCAGAGAACUUAAAAAAGAAAGACGUGGUGGAGAUUCUGUCUCAUAAGAAAGCCUACAAUGCCUCCAUCCUCAUCGCCCAUCUGAAAAUCUCCCCCGAAGAGCUGCGUCAGGUGUUGAUGAACAUGACCACCGACAGGCUGGAGCCGGCCCACAUCAAGCAGCUGCUGCUGUAUGCCCCAGACGAAGAAGAGGUGAAACAGUACGAACAGUUUGAUCAGGACCCGGGCAAGCUGAGCGAGCCGGACCAGUUCAUUUUCCAGAUGCUAAUGGUGCCUGAUUAUAAGACUCGCCUGCGGAGCCUCUACUUUAAAACGACCCUACAGGAGAGGACGGAGGAGAUGAAGAUCGCGUACGAUUACAUCUACAAGGCUUCAGUGGAGCUCAGGAGCAGCAAGAAACUAGCCAAGAUCCUGGAGUUUGUUCUUGCAAUGGGAAAUUACCUGAACAACGGGCAGCCGAAGAGCAACAGGACAACCAGUUUUAAGAUUAACUUUCUAACUGAGCUAAGCACAACCAAAACAGUUGAUGGGAAAUCCACCUUUCUCCACAUUUUGGCCAAGUCUUUGUGCCAACACUUCCCAGAGCUGCUCAGCUUUCCCAGAGACCUCACAACAGUGCCUCUGGCAGCUAAAGUGAACCAGAGGGCCAUUACAACAGAGCUGAGUGACCUUCACUCCACCGUGCAGGACAUCAGGGCGGCCUGUCAGAAGAUCCAGUCUACCCCUGACGAUCACUUCACUUCAGUCAUGAGUACUUUCCUGGAGAACAGCCACCCUGCGAUCCAGUCUCUGGAAUCUUUGCAGACCAGAGCCAUGGAGGAGUUCUCCAAGGUGGCCUCCUACUUUGGAGAGGACAGCAAGUCCUCCAGCACAGAGACCUUCUUUGGCAUUUUUUCAGAGUUCGUAUCCAAGUUUGAGAGAGCUCUCAGUGAGAUCCAGACUCCGGAAAACCCCAGAAGCCCCAGACUGUCUUCCCCUUUGGCCUGGUAGAAGCAAGAAAUGCGGGCAGAUGUCGGGCCAAACCGAAAAGGCCGGCUGGCUCAGUUUUCACUCUGCUCUCCAUAACCAAAGUGCCAAGAUCACACGCAGACACUCAAACCAACGGGAACAGAGACCACAUCAUCUAUAGCAAACACAAUGGAAAUGCGCUGUAUCUGUAUGUAGAUAAACCACAAGUUAACGAGUGCCCCGUGUGCAGCAGUGCUAUUACUUCAGGUGCUGGUAGAGCAGGACUAUUCAGGUGUCCACAGAUCAAUAGGAACUCCACAGCACACACGCAAUACUCCCGCCAGUUAUUAACGUUAUUUACAUCUCUUUUUAAUGCGCAUUAAUUGGUAAAUUUGUAAAGAUUGUUAGAAGGAAGCCUUUCAAGGCCCUUGAUUGUGAUGCUGCAUUAAAGUGAGGUUUAAGCAAUGACAGUAACUGGUAUGACUAUUUACAUGUUUAUUAUACGACUAUAUAAAGUUUAUAUUUUCUAUCAGAUCAUAUUUGAAAAUUGUAAAGACGAAGCAUAAAUGUAGGCUGAUGACAGUUAUCUGGACUCAAGAUGACUGACAGGUGUAGUUCAGUGUUAGUGUUUGAUGGUGCGCUCACUGCCUCCCAUACAGCAGGAUAUAUUUUAACCAUUCAGAAAUAGUAGACGGUAGGAGUUUUUAAACAAUUUAUGUCCAAAUUGUGAAUCUAGAACAUGAAUUGUAUGGCUCGUAGUCAUAUUUAUUUCCUUUACUGUGAAUUUAAAUGACAUCUAUGAUGAAAAUCCUUUUUUUUUCUCUUCUGAUAGAGGCGAGUUAAAGUCACACACACCCAGCUCUGGUCCUAAAGUGUUGAGGAUCUGAUGUCUAUGGAAGCAAAGCAAGGCCGUAAAGAUUGUAGAAAUUUAAGUUUUAUUAAUAUUUUAAUUUUUCUUCUUCUUGUUGUUAUUAUUAUUGUUAUAAAAUGUGUUAAAAUAACUCAAGCCAAAUGUCAAAACUCAUCUUGCAGUGAUAAAAUCAAAUUUGUCAUUUGAACAAACAAACAAACAGAUCUGAAGAGAAUUCUUUGGCCUGCAUCCUUUAAGGUUACAUUGUUACUUAUGUCAGUCAAGUGUAAACACUCUACCAUGACAGCUCGCAAUCAAUUUGGGGCCUUUGAAUUGUUGCGUUGAAGACUUGGAUGGAAAUAAAACGGCAAUAAGAUGGAGUCUGUCUGCUAUCAGUUUGCGAUUGAAGGGGGUCAAGCCGGCAAUCACAUGAAAUCUGUUGAUGUCCAAAUUCACAUAAAACAAAAAUUAACCACUUGUAUUCCCAGUUCAGCCAGAAGCCCAUAAAUUCCUCCACCACUAGUGACGUAGUUGCUGCAGGUUGGCGAUUUAACUGUAAAUCAAAUAGGUGCUGGGCAACCUUACAGGAAGAUAAACAGAAUACAACCAAUUGGCAAACUGUUGAGUUGAAUUCCCUACUGCAAAGAGAAACCACACAGAUGAGUUGCGCACACUGGCGUAGACUGACUCAGAGUCAGUGUAACAUGCAAUCUGUCUGCGUUUAUAAAUUAGAUGCAGACUGCAAUUGUUUGGAGACAUGUUGCCUCCCACCAGGCAACCGGUCUCCAAACAAUUGCAGACUCCUUGUGACCCCUCAGCAGCUGGUCACUGCAACUUACAAUCCAUUGCCACAUGCGCAACAAAAUGUUAUUGCAAUUCAGUACAAUCACCAGGCAAUUACCAGUUUUUUUUUUCUAGUCGCAAGAAGGUUAUGGUCUCAUUUUUACUCUAGUGUGACUAAGCCUUUAGUAUAUCUAAUACAAAAUGCAAAGAUUAUCUAAAUUAAUUUAAAAGAUUUUAAAGCAACGACUAAAAAUGUGAUAUUUAAAUUUCAAUAAUAGGGAUUAUGCUGUGAUUAGGAUCGGCUAUCAUUUACUCAGUUGGUCAGUGACACAUUAGCCACUGAGUUGGGUGGUCAUGGCUGAUUUCUUAUGCAGUUUCAGGCAUUAUCACAGUUUCUCUUGAGUGGGGAAGACAUACUUCACUCCAUGUCUCCACGCAGUAUAUCUGGACUCACCAUCAGAAAACACAUUACCGUCCAAAUGCAGCCCGUUUGCACCCGAACUAAAGCCUGUGAACAUCCGCUCGUAUUCAUCCAGCAUCACUGCUGUUCUCCCUGUGAGGACUCGGUGAAAUCCACAUUCAUUUGCACAUUUGUUUUGAGUGUUGCAAACAAUGCUGCACCUUUUACGGCCCGCCAUUGGCACAUCGUCAAAUUCUGUAGUUUCAGAGCAUGUGGGUGAUUAGUGUCCUUUUUUGUUGUUGGCUGUACUCAAAGGUGAAAGCCAGCUUCAUUGUGAAGCGUGAGCUGUUUGCUUCUGGCAAACGGCUGAUGGUUGUGCACUUUGUCGAGCCUUUGUAGUGUUCUGAAUGCAUCUCUGCUCCAACAAGUGGGCGGCCUCUGGAUGAAUGCGCGUCAAAGGGAUGUGCGGGGAGGAAAAACACACUGUAAAUGGACAUUUCCUGCAUUUCUGGUUGUCAUGGUGAUGUCAUGACUCCUCUACAGUACAGUGUACCUGUAGCUGUGUUGUAUUUCUGUUUAUGAACUAUUGAAAUUGUAAAUUCAUUGUUUUUUGCUAUGCACUGCUCAUCAUUUCUUUCUUUCUUUCUUUUUAAAUUGUAUUCCCCUGUCCUCCAAGUCCCAGUUCACUUUCUUAUUCAAGAGUGUCACCAGGAAAUUACCGUUUUACUUAUUCUUAAUGCAUAGCUUUAGUCAGGCUCACGAGGUGACUGUGGCCUUGUAAAAAUAAAUAAAUAUAAAUAAAAAAACUCCUAGCUGCUACAGGUGUAGUAACGGUGUUUCUCGUCCCCGUCAUUUGCAUGUCGGUGCAGUUAAUGUAUAAAAGAUGUGCAGCUGGUAGCAUUUACCCUCCCUGGAUAUUUAGGUUUAAAUACACUUCUGUUAGUCUAGCUAGGUUAACUUAUUGGUUCUCUUUUAUAACUGUUUUAUAUGUUUUCAUGAAAAGUUGCUAAUGUUUUGUGAUCAUUUUACCUUUCUGUUUGCUUUCAGAUGGAGGAUAUGUUUAAAAUGUUUUAAAUAAAAAAAGAAA